This is a messenger RNA of Brassica napus (rape), 2834 nucleotides long. Its product is annotated as lamin-like protein. The record is from RefSeq and is a predicted model, not a curated record. Lineage: Eukaryota; Viridiplantae; Streptophyta; Magnoliopsida; Brassicales; Brassicaceae. Bases 44 to 547 code for a protein of 167 amino acids. The transcript has 3 exons. Gene Ontology annotation, molecular function: electron transfer activity. Gene Ontology annotation, cellular component: plasma membrane.
CCAUUCAAGCACAAACCAAGUUAACCACAAAAGUAAAAGAAAAAUGGGGAUAAGAACUAUUUGGGCAUUAUUAAUGAUGAUGAUGAUAAUUGAAGUAGAGUCGAGUCUUCACAGAGUAGGCGGUGGAAAAUACAAUUGGAAACCCGAUGUUAACUUCUCCGAUUGGGCCAACCACCAACGCUUCUACUCCGGCGACUGGCUCUAUUUUGGGUUCGAUCGGACCCGUCACAACAUCCUCCAAGUAAACAAGAGUAGCUACGAGCAGUGCAUCGAUAAUGAUUUUAUAUUCAACGUGACAAGAGGAGGACGAGAUGUGUUUCAACUUCUUCAACCAAAGCCUUAUUACUUUAUUUGCGGUAGAGGUUAUUGCCUCAAAGGAAUGAAGCUCUCCGUUAACGUCCUUCCUCAGCCGCCGCCUUCAACUACGACCGUUCCCAUCAUUCCCGCCUCAACCGCCAACACUCUCAUAAUAGACUCAAACGCUUUCACCGCUAUUGCUACCACCAUUCUCACGGUCUUCAUUUAUAAAGCUUUAUACUUCGACUAGGCUAGGUGGCUAUUUCGUUUCUUUGUUGAAUUGGAUUUUGGUGAUAUGUGACUAUUUCGUUUCUUUUUUUAAAUGGAUUUUGUUGCUUUAAAUUGAAACUAAAGGUCAAUUUCUAACAUGUUCAUUACAUUAUCUCUUUAUGUUCUAGUUGAUUAAAUCUAGUGAAUCAUUUUAGAUAGAAUCUUAGUAUUAUAUAGAGAAUAUAUUGUCUCUCACCUCUUAUUGACACGUCAUCAGUUCGAAUGCUGAGCAGCUGCCACUUGUCAUUUCUCCUCUAAACUCUGUCUUUCAUUAAAUUAAAUUUUGUUUCAAUCCUUUGAGCCAGACCACGAUUUACGUCUUCUUCAUUUGCACACCGGAAUUUAGGGUUUACCAGUCUCCUCAAUCUCCGACAUCGGUGCCGUUCACAUACACACUCAGACAAACAACAAUGGAGUUUGGAGUGACUGGGUUGCUAAAAUGGACGGCCUUCAAUGGUGUCUUUUUGUCUUCCGUCGUAAGCAAGCGUAAUGUUCACAGUUACAGAUUCAUCUCCUUUAUUGCCUUAUUAAGGCCAUCGACCCACAACAAUGCGAUCUGUUGCAACUCUGUCUUCUCCAAGGCGGUGUAUACAGCUAUAAAAAUGUUAGCCUUCUUCACUUGAUAAUCAUUCUCUCAAUCUGUAAAAACAACAAAGCAAACUUAUUUCCUUCUAAAGGCUAACUCCUCUGAUCUUAAGUCAGAUCGUUGUCCUUCCACCGUUGAGGUCAAGUUGCUCAGAUUCUGGGAAGAAGUCAAGCGUGGUGGCGAACUAAUCCCCAUCCAACCAGUUUAGUAGAAACAAUAGCAUGUUCGUGGAAAAGAACAUAAAACAUUCCUGAUAGCUUCAGGUCUUCGUUACGCCGAGUGGAGACCAAUCUUGAAGCUCAAGACCGGUGGAUGCUGUGUGGAUCAAAACAAGUAUCAAUCAGUGAAGAUCACAAUAAAUCAAGAAUCAAAGAGACACAAUCCUGAAUGAUUGGGACUCUAACACCCAUCGCUCAUUGAGAACGAAGAGCACGCCGUAAAGCAACCCAGUUACAAACCCUCUAAACCCUAUUCUCUCAAUCACUCCAGUAGACAAGCAGAACACAGCCGCGGAGCAGAGGCCGGCGAAUCCAGUGGUGGAGACAAAUAGUGCGAUGCUCAAAGAGACACGAGCGCGGCGGCAGAAGUUUGGAUCCGAGAGGUGACGGAGGCCGAUGGUGAAUUGGAGAGGAGAAUCUGAGGUUGGUGAAGAUAGGAGAGCGAGUGAGAUGGACAAGAUGAGCUGUGAGACGUGGAUUACGAGGGAAGUGAGGAGGAAGGAUAUGAUGGAAGCAGUGGCGGAGCCCGCACAACCGCCGUUACGCUACAUAGGUCGCAGUAAUGUCUAGCAAUCAAGUUAGCUCUCUAAUCACACUACCUCUUCAUCAAUGCAUGUUUUACUUCACCAUCAGCCGCAUGAUUGAGCCUACUUGCAAGCCUGAGGUCAAAUCCUUUUCAUUUUCACAAACCAGCGCUCAUGUACGAUCUCUAAGAAACUCUUUUUGAUCAUGGCCACUGGCGUAGACCAAAGGUGGAUUUGACGAUCAAUACUAGCCCUAUGUUGGUUGGAGGUGAGAUGCUACGCCAUGUUAAGCUUUUUAAUAUAUAGUCUUGAAUCUCGAUCUAACCUUCUACAGCUUCUUAUACUAUGUUUUACAAAUUCUCUGAGCAUCAAACGACGGUCAGUAUAGAAUGUUGAUGAUUCUGGUUCCGUAUUAUAUAUUUCUGGAUUCUGCUGGUUAAUAAGUUAUGAUCUCUGUAGUAUGGUCGAUGUAAAUACAAGGUCGGCUCUCUCUCAACGAUACCUCAGGCACUCAUUUCUAUUUUGACAAUGAGUGGCGCAAGCAGUGCUUACCUGCAGAUGUUAGGUUUGUGAGAGUAAUGAAGGACCAUAAGAGGUUGGAAAGCUGCUACCAUGUCUAAUGGAGAAAGAGCUACUGUGUAUGAUUCAGUUGAGGACCAUCGCCCAUGUUGAUGCCAGUAACACUGGAGAGGAAGAAAUAGAUAAAAAGGCGGGAAGUUCUGCAAAGAAGAUACGCAAAUACUACACAGUCUAAAUCAGGAGGGAUUGCAUCGCUGGGCACUCUCACCGUUAUGUUGCAUUGCAGGCUUUUUCAAUUUUCACAUUACCAAUAACUACAACAACUUCUCUCACUGAGAACCAUGUUCCGGGUUUUAUAUUUUUAUGCGUAUUUCGAAUUUCAACUAGACUCUGCAUUCUCAAGCUGAUAAAUUUACUUCA